Molecule: messenger RNA, 1278 nt
Organism: Leguminivora glycinivorella
Lineage: Eukaryota; Metazoa; Arthropoda; Insecta; Lepidoptera; Tortricidae
Product: eukaryotic translation initiation factor 3 subunit A-like
Exons: 4
Coding region: 1-1278 (425 amino acids)
Source: RefSeq, a predicted model, not a curated record
AUGGCUAGAAUGAAGCAACUACAGGAAGAACUUAAAUUAGCUAAUGAGUUCAACAAAAAGCUCCUUCAGGAACAGGAGGAGAGUGAGCAGGAGAUUGAGCGUGUUGUAAGAACAAACACAAGCCUCAAAAAUCAGCUAGCCAAUCAAGAUGUCGAGUAUGAAGACCUGCAAGGACAACGAGAUGAACUCCAGGCAGUCGUAGAAAGGUUCCAGCAUUGCCAAGAGAUACAUGAGCAGGCAUUACAACGCAUCCGGGACCUCGAGCAGCAACUGCAGGAGUCGGAUUCAAAACGGUAUUGCAAGUAUUGCUCCGGGAACUCCGCUCCGGCUGAAAACAAUUUAAGUAUAUUUGCUGAAUUUAAUAGCUUCGAUUUAGAUGUGGUUCAUGACAGUGCACCGUGCUCCCCAAUGAAGGACCAUGUAGAUUUAAAGGAGUCUGUGCACUUAGAGGGCGGCAGUGAUCCCAGAAUCCAUCGAGCGGGUACCCGGUGUGUAUGGACUCGCCUGCGCCUGCUCGGCGGCGCCCCGCCGCGCCGCACUCGCCGGCGCUCCGUGCCGCGCUGGCGGCGCCGGGGUCGCCCGCGCUGCGUGCCUUGUUCGCGCCGCGCCCGAGCCCCGCGCCCGCGCCCGCGCCCGCGCCCGCGCCCUCUCCGCGCCGCGAGCCCAGAGCCCGCCGCCCGCCGCCCUGUCCCGCCGAGCCCCGCCGUCGCCGCGCCGGCUCCGUCGCCGCCGAGCCUCCUGCGGCUGGCUCUCGAGCGGCUGACCGUCGAGCCUGAGCCGCGGUCGCCGGCCCCGACACCGUCGAGCCUCCUGCGGCUGGCUCUGGAGCGGCUGACCGUCGAGCCUGAGCCUCGGCCGCCGGCCCCGUCGCCGGCGCGCGCGUCGAGCGCGGCGCCCGCCCCGGCGCCCGGCGCUCCGCGCGCUCGGAGCCGGGACCCUCCGCGGUCGACGGUCAUCUAUUCUGACGCAAUUGGGGCCGGCCUCGGCGUGCUGCUGGGUGAAUGUCUCCGGCAAAGUGUAACAAAUGUGUGCUUGCGUGGUGCCUCCGUCGAAUCGGUCGUGCGCCGCCUGGCGAGGGACAAGUUUGACAGUGGCACCACUCUGAUUAUACACCUCGGCGAUAGUGUGGUGGCAACGGUGCCGGCCGCGCGGCGAGCGCCGGCGCGUGCGCAGCCUCCCCGCGGGCCGCCCACAGCAUUUAAACUGACGGCUGAGACAGCGGAGAGGCCCCGUGAGCUUAGGACCUCGGCUCAAGCAGGCAGGGUCACUACCGACUGA